Messenger RNA from Rhagoletis pomonella (apple maggot), 3771 nucleotides. RefSeq lists its product as uncharacterized. Lineage: Eukaryota; Metazoa; Arthropoda; Insecta; Diptera; Tephritidae. The coding region runs from base 1 to 3771 and encodes 1256 amino acids. The transcript has 3 exons. Gene Ontology annotation, molecular function: nucleic acid binding; zinc ion binding. Gene Ontology annotation, biological process: DNA integration. The record is from RefSeq and is a predicted model, not a curated record.
AUGGAUGCUACUCAAUUUUCACAAAUGCUAGAAGCAUUCAACAAAGCGCAACAAAAUUUAUUGCGUCUAAUAAGCACAAAUACGAACAAUCAGCAACAACAACAAGGCAGUCAGCCAUUCCAAAUGCUCUUACCGCCUUUUGAACACUUCGAUGCUACAAAAGAAAAUUUUAGGUUAUACCGGCAAAGGUUCGAGAAUUACUUAACAAUGAAAGGUGUUUUUACAAACAAAGUACUAUGCCAUCAAAUGUUAAUUAAUUCAAUUGGCUCUGUACAUUUCAAAUUGAUUGUGUCGCUAAUUGCCCCGAAGUCACUUAAUGAAGUCGAAUACAAAGACAUAAUUGAAAAAUUAGAAGCACAUCUUUGCCCGAAAAGGAACAUUCUAGUAAGUCAACAUAGGUUCUUGUCAACCUAUCAAAAUGAAGGCCAAACAAUUGCGGAAUACGUAGCGUUAUUGAAGCGCGAUAUUAAUGAAUGCAAUUUUCUGUCGUCGUGCAAUUGUAAGGCCGAUAUUUCGAACAUUUUUCUACGAGCACAGUUUAUUCGAGGUAUAUUUGACAAUACAAUACGGGAGCAAAUACUUCAAUCAGAAGAAACUGACUUUGAUAAAAUUGUACAAAAGUCUUUAUCGCUAGAAGCAUCGAAAAUAGAUAGCCGGGAAAUUAACGCGAAGCAUAGCACUAGUGACGUAAAUAAAAUUGUAAGCAGAAAGCAGAAUCGUGGAAGAAGCCAUUCUUCCAGCCGCCAUUCAAAACCGCAGGCACGAGCAAAAUCAAAGGUAAAUUACAAAGAGCUUGGUAUAGAUAAUUUAUGUAUACGGUGUGGACGAGACAACCACAAAACGAAGCAGUGCCGUACCAACGCAAAAAACCUAAAAUGUAACUCCUGUGGUAAAAGAGGCCAUGUACAGCAAGUAUGCAUCACUACAUUAAUGAAGUCUACAAAGAACGCAAAUGUCAAAUCAGAGGAUACCGAGGAAUCAAUUCAUCAAAUAUAUGGCAUUAAUCGCAUUAUAGAUAUUUUUUCGAAUCAACAUAGUUACAGUGAUGUUGAUAAGUAUUAUGUCACUGUUGAAUUAAAUGGGCGAAAACAACAAUUCGAGGUCGAUUCAGGCGUCGGGUUUACCCUUAUACCAAGGAACCAAUUCAAUCAACUCCAGAUAAACGAGCAACUACAACCUUCAAGUGUUGCUUUCCGUUCAUAUACGAAGAAUAUCAUUGUUCCCGAUGGCAAAGUCAAGGUAAGGGUAAAAUUCAAUAAUAGUAUAUCCGACGAAGAAAUGUAUGUUGUCCCUGAUGAAUAUGAUGCACUGUUAGGCCGAGUUUGGAUUCGACACCUAAACAUCAAUCUUCAGCAAGUCGAUAAGCAUCGCGUACACAACAUAAAUAAAGUCAAUGCACAAAAUCAUAAUUCAAUAUCUGAUAUUAUUAAUGAGUUUCCCGAAGUUUUUGAAGAAAGAGUAGGAUGUGUCCCUGAAAUUGAAAUCACAUUGCAGCUGCGAAAAGGUUCUAAGCCAGUUUUUUAUAAGGAGCGUGAAGUUCCGUACGCAUUGAGAGACUCCGUCGAAAAAGAAUUAGAAGAAUUAGAAGCUUCCGGCAUUAUUUCAAAAUGUGAAAGGAGCGACUGGGGUUCUCCACUAGUAAUUGUCCCGAAGCCAGAUGGAAAAGUAAGACUAUGCGUCGACUAUAAACCAGGGGUUAAUCCACAACUAGUAGCAGCUAAUUACCCAAUACGCAGAAUCGAUGAAAUUUUGAAUAGCCUAAAAGGGUCAAAAUAUUUUUGUCGUCUCGAUCUCUAUAAGGCAUAUUUACACAUAAGGGUAAAUCCAGAAUCCACACCGUCAGAAUUCAAUCGUAUAAUAGAGCAACUUUUAUCGGGUUUAAACAAAACCAUGUCCUACUUCGAUGAUAUUUUGGUACACGGGUCUACAGAAGCUGAAUGUAAACAAAAUCUAGUCGAAUGUCUUAAACGCUUAAAGAAAUAUGACUUACACUUGAAUAAAAGCAAAUGCUCGUUUCUGAAAACUCGCGUAGAAUACCUAGGGCAUGUCGUACAAUUUAACCAAAUUUCAAAGUCACCGUCUAAAGUCGAAACAAUUGUAAACAUGGCUCGUCCAAAAACAGUCGAUGAUGUCAGAAGAUUUCUAGGCAUGCUUGUCACCGAUAAUCGCCCGCUUACAAGAAUUUUUCACCAGCACAAUAAAAUGCCAGCUAUAACAUCUGCCAGACUUCUGCGAUACGCCGAAUUCCUGUCGAGUUUUAAUUACGAAGUAAUCUACAAAAAAGGAUCCGAAAAUACUAAUGCAGAUUGUCUAUCCAGAGCAACGCAAAUUCCAGGAAAUCAUUGCACGGACAAAGUAAUAAAUGAAGAGAUAAAUGAACUAUGUUUGUUAUCCAUCUUUGAAAUAUCCAGCGAAUACAUAAAUUCAGAAAUCUUAGCAUCGGAAACCGCAAAAGAUCCCGAACUUUCAAACAUCUUAACCAACAUGAUGAACGGGAACGACGAAGGUACGUAUAUGCUCAAUAACGGCAUUAUUUUUAAGGGUCAACGGGUAGUGAUUCCAAAAAGCCUACAGCAAAAUGUUCUUCAAGAAUUACAUCGCACUCACCCAGGCGUUACCAAAAUGAAGCAACUCGCCAGAAGAUAUUGUAUCUGGAAAGGUAUUGACCGUGAUAUAGAACGGACAGUACGAUCAUGCGAACCAUGUGUUCAAGUUCAAAACAAACCGGCGAAAGCUCCACUGCACCACUGGGAGGAACCAAAAGAAAAUUGGGAAAGAAUACAUAUAGAUUACGCCGGACCAUUCCAGGAUAAUCAUUUUCUUGUGGUCGUGGAUGCAAAGUCUAGAUGGGCAGAAUUUCGAGUUAUACGGGAUGCUCCAACAACCCAAUCCACAAUUAACCUUCUAUCGGAUAUUUUCGCUACUCAUGGAUAUCCGUCGAUCAUGGUUUCUGACAACGCAACUAUUUUUACGAGCGCACAUUUCAAAUCAUACUGCAGCAAAAAUGGAAUUUACCAGAAGCUCAUAGCACCAGGGCACCCGAGUACGAAUGGUCUUGCCGAGCGAAAUGUUCAAACACUUAAAAGGAAGUUAAAAGCUAUGUCAACAGAACCAGGUCCACUACGCCAAAAAGUCAAUGACAUUUUACAAAUAUACCGAGCAACUCCUCUUAGUAAUGGUAUGAGCCCAGCAGAACUUUACCUAAAAAGACGUAUACGGAUUCGAUUAGACGCGCUAAAACCAAUAACACAUAAUAAAGUAACGGAUUCUAUACCAGGUGUGCGCCAUAUUAGCGAGGGAGAGAGAGUACAAGCGUUAUAUACACAAAACAGCAAAACAAUUUGGAAAACAGGUACUGUACAACGAAAGCUAGGUCAACUUCACUACAUUAUUAAACUAGAUGACGGCUACACCUUAAAACGCCAUAUAGAUCAACUAAAGGUCACAAAAGUUCAACAGCGGAAAGUCAGGUUCGCUCAAGAUGUUCCUGACAUAGGUAAUACCCGGGGAAGUACUUCAAAUACGAUUUCCGACCCAGCAGACCAACAAAAUCAUAGGAAUAGCCAGUACAAUUUUCAACAAGUCGAAACUGGAUCUCAAUCUAAUUCAGAAUCGAACGAUACAGAAUCUCAAAGACAUACAGAAACAUUACCUCGAACUCCAGAGCAGCCAACCCAAUCGUCAACUGCUCAAAAUCCGGAACAGUCGAGUCAAAGACCUGCACGAAUACGCAAUAAACCUGCACAUCUCCGCGAUUAUGACUUAACAUAA